Messenger RNA from Nyctereutes procyonoides (raccoon dog), 505 nucleotides. Its product is annotated as mitochondrial import receptor subunit TOM22 homolog. Bases 1 to 423 code for a protein of 140 amino acids. Lineage: Eukaryota; Metazoa; Chordata; Mammalia; Carnivora; Canidae. The transcript has a single exon. The record is from RefSeq and is a predicted model, not a curated record. Gene Ontology annotation, biological process: intracellular protein transport. Gene Ontology annotation, cellular component: mitochondrial outer membrane.
AUGGCCACCGCCGCCGCUGGCUGCCCUGGGGCGCCCCUGUCCCCGGACAAAUUGCUUCCGAAAGGCGAUGCCAAGAAGACCAAAGAGGAGCUGGAGAAGGAAGACGAAGAGGAGCUAGAUGAGACCCUGUCGGAGAGACUGUGGGAUCUGACGGAGAUGUUCCCAGAGAGGGUCCCGUCCGCGGCUGGAGUCACUUUUGAUCUCUCCCUCUUUGUGGCUCAAAAAAUGUACAGGUUUUCCAGGGCAGCCUUGUGGAUUGGGACCACUUCCUUCAUGAUCCUGGUUCUUCCUGUUGUCUUUGAGACUGAGAAGUUGCAAAUGGAGCAGCAGCAACUGCAGCAGAGGAGGAUACUUUUAGGGCCUAACACAGGGCUCUCAGGAGGAAUGCCAGGGGCUCUACCUUCACUUCCUGGAAAAAUCUAGAUUGCUACUGCUACUUGACUUGUCUUGGGACAAGUUUGAAAAUUCAAUAGUGUUUGAACUGCUGAUUAUUUGGAUUCCUUUU